Messenger RNA from Saccharomyces kudriavzevii IFO 1802, 1650 nucleotides. It is a transcript of the gene POB3, whose product is annotated as FACT complex subunit POB3. The record is from RefSeq and is a predicted model, not a curated record. Lineage: Eukaryota; Fungi; Ascomycota; Saccharomycetes; Saccharomycetales; Saccharomycetaceae. Bases 1 to 1650 code for a protein of 549 amino acids. Gene Ontology annotation, cellular component: FACT complex; nucleus. The transcript has a single exon. Gene Ontology annotation, molecular function: DNA binding; nucleosome binding; histone binding.
AUGAGUACCGACUUUGAUAGAAUUUACCUGAACCAGUCUAAAUUCAGUGGCAGAUUCCGUAUUGCCGAUUCUGGGUUAGGAUGGAAAGUUAGCACCAGUGGUGGUUCCGCAGCCAACCAGGCAAGAAAACCAUUUUUAUUACCGGCCACAGAAUUAUCCACAAUCCAGUGGAGUAGGGGUUGCAGGGGCUACGAACUGAAGAUAAGCACCAAAAAUCAAGGUGUGAUUCAACUUGAUGGGUUUUCUCAAGAUGAUUAUAACCUGAUCAAGAAUGAUUUCCAUCGUCGUUUCAAUAUUCAAGUAGAGCAAAGAGAACAUUCGUUACGUGGUUGGAACUGGGGUAAGACCGAUUUGGCUAGAAAUGAAAUGGUAUUUGCUUUAAAUGGGAAGCCAACUUUUGAAAUUCCUUACGCCAGAAUAAAUAAUACGAAUUUGACUUCUAAGAAUGAAGUAGGGAUAGAAUUCAAUAUCCAAGAUGAAGAAUAUCAACCUGCAGGCGAUGAAUUGGUGGAAAUGAGAUUUUACAUUCCGGGUGUUAUUCAAACAAACGUAGAUGAAAACAUGACCAAAAAGGAAGAGUCAAGCGAUGAAGUCAUGCCAAAAAAAGAGGAUGGAGAAGAUGUGGAAACUGCCAUAGAAGAAAAAAGUAUGGCAGAAGCAUUCUACGAAGAACUAAAGGAAAAGGCUGAUAUUGGUGAAGUAGCUGGUGACGCCAUAGUCUCUUUUCAAGAUGUCUUUUUCACCACACCAAGAGGUCGUUAUGAUAUUGAUGUCUACAAAAAUUCUAUUAGGCUCAGAGGUAAGACUUAUGAAUACAAAUUACAACAUCGUCAAAUUCAAAGAAUCGUCUCAUUACCAAAGGCGGAUGACAUCCAUCAUUUGUUAGUUCUGGCAAUUGAACCACCUUUACGUCAAGGUCAGACUACCUACCCCUUUCUCGUUUUACAAUUUCAGAAGGACGAAGAGACAGAAGUGCAGUUGAAUUUGGAGGACGAAGAUUAUGAAGAAAACUAUAAAGAAAAAUUAAAGAAGCAGUACGAUGCUAAAACUCACAUAGUGUUAAGUCAUGUACUAAAGGGUUUGACUGGCCGUAGGGUCAUUGUUCCUGGGGAAUACAAAUCCAAGUAUGACCAGUGCGCGGUUUCAUGUUCCUUCAAGGCGAACGAGGGCUAUUUGUACCCGCUUGAUAACGCUUUUUUCUUUCUAACCAAACCAACUUUGUAUAUACCAUUUGGUGAUGUCAGUAUGGUUAACAUUUCAAGGGCUGGACAAACCUCCACAUCAUCCAGGACCUUUGAUUUGGAGGUGGUAUUGCGUUCAAAUAGAGGAUCCACAACGUUUGCUAACAUCAGUAAGGAAGAGCAACAAUUAUUGGAACAGUUCUUGAAGUCUAAGAAUCUGAGGGUGAAGAACGAAGAUAGAGAGGUUCAAGAAAGGCUCCAAACUGCUCUAGGAUCCGAUAGCGACGAAGAAGAUGUUAAUAUGGGCUCCGCUGGUGAAGACGACGAAUCGGUAGAUGAGGAUUUCCAAGUGAGCUCUGAUAACGACGCUGAAGAUGUCGCAGAAGAGUUCGAUUCCGAUGCAGUCUUAAGUGACGCUGAAAAGGGCAGUGACGAAGAAAGGCCUUCCAAAAAGCCUAAAGUAGAAUAG